AUGGCCGGUAUGAAUAUCACAAAUGACGUCCGAGUCGGCCAAGGCAUGAAAGAAGGCCAGCUGUCUGAAUUCAAGUUGGAUCAAACGCUUGAGUGCGACAGUCCCAUCGGCGUUGGCCGAAACCCCGAGAAGAACCCCCUAGUGAUCUUGAGCGGGGAAGAUCCAAAUUUAGCCUUCCAAGGAGCGCGAAUUUUGGGUCUCUACCGACGUCUUUGCAGGUCAUGCGUGUCCAAGCACCUCGAUGGCGAGAGCCUCGAAAGUGACAACCAAACAUUGCGAGAGGCUAACAUGCAUCUGAACGACGAAAGAGAUGGACUUCAACUCCACCGUGACGAGCAGCAGUCUCGAUUGCUUCUCUUGGACCGAGAUUUGGAAUUGUCUCGACAGCGAUUGAUCAGCAUUCUUAACGACUGGAGCCAGUACUCUCGCGGGGAGCUGACUGGUCUGGCGGGUCUUGAGUAA
Molecule: messenger RNA, 462 nt
Organism: Penicillium waksmanii
Lineage: Eukaryota; Fungi; Ascomycota; Eurotiomycetes; Eurotiales; Aspergillaceae
Exons: 2
Coding region: 1-462 (153 amino acids)
Source: RefSeq, a predicted model, not a curated record